This is a messenger RNA of Maniola jurtina (meadow brown), 1483 nucleotides long. Its product is annotated as sodium channel protein Nach-like. Bases 57 to 1439 code for a protein of 460 amino acids. Lineage: Eukaryota; Metazoa; Arthropoda; Insecta; Lepidoptera; Nymphalidae. Gene Ontology annotation, biological process: sodium ion transmembrane transport. The record is from RefSeq and is a predicted model, not a curated record. The transcript has 9 exons. Gene Ontology annotation, cellular component: membrane. Gene Ontology annotation, molecular function: ligand-gated sodium channel activity.
CUUUUGCUAGCUCGAAUUGCAGUUAUUUAAAUGUUGAAAAGGGGUGAACGAUAAGAAUGCCUUCUAAAUUUUCAUGUAAAGCUCAUGUGAAAGAUUAUUGCGCCACGUGCACCUUUGCCGGGGCUCGUUUUAUUGCUGAUGACACCAAACACUGGAUAGAAAGAUUGUUAUGGGCAGUUCUUGUAAUUCUAUCGUGGUAUGGCUCGGCUCUCCUUAUAAGCUCAGCCUGGGAGGCAUUCGUCAAGAGUCCCAUCAGCUUCGGUGUGGAAACAACUUACCUCGAUUGGGAAACCAGAGUUCCAUCUGUUGCCGUUUGCAAUCUAGAAGCCAAAAGCAAUAAAUUCCAAAUUUAUGAUAUUGAAAACAAAUUCUUUAAGAGUAUCGCCAAGUUUGAUGACGUAAUUAAAGAAAUCAUCUAUUUUCGCGGCCGAGCCUUUAGUCUAGUCAAAUAUUGUCUCCGAGAAAAUCGCGAUCCGCUUUGCCCCCUCUCAAACUACAGCUACUAUGCCUCGUUUAUACUCAGCCCUUGUCCUAAGGUUAUAGCCAACUGUUCUUACAACAACAAAGAAUUUGAUUGCUGUGAAUAUUUCCAACCAAUAGAAACUGAUAUGGGACUUUGCUACAUCAUCAACUCUAUUCAAACUAAAAAUCCAAAACCAUAUCCAAUGGUGAACAAUGUCAAACACAAACGUGGAGUUCUACGAUUCAAAUUAUUGCGUUCUUCAAUGGUAUACACACUGGGAGAAGAUGAGGUUCCAAACAUCGCGACUUUAGUAUCGUCAACUCUACAAGUGUUGAUGGGGAAACUAUACCGUCGAGAACUUAAUGUAAAAAACAUUGAGAACCACCCCCUAGUGGGGCAGACGACUCUGGAGCAGCGAGUCUGCCGGUUCCACCAUGAGAACGAAGAUGGUCUUUACCCCCAGUACUCCUACAGCGCCUGCAUUAUUCGCUGCCGAAAACUGGCCCAGUUGAAAACCUGCCAAUGCAAUGACCACUUUAUGGUCGGAGCUACUGAAGAGGAACAUUGCAACAUAACAGGCAUGGGGUGUCUUCACGACAACUCCGCCUAUCUGACUGCCCUCAAGCCUCAGUGGGCACAACGGCCGGGCCUUGUGUGCGACUGUCUACCGUCUUGUAACGAAACUGAAAUUAAUGUUAUCGAAGAUGUGGCCUUGCCACUACAAAAGGAAAGUUCAAAGGAAGUAUCCUACGUUGAAAUCAUACUUGCAUACUUACCGACUGAAAGAUUCAAGAGAAACGUAGUCAGAAGUCGUCUUGAUUUGGUUGUAUCACUGGGUGGUGCGGCUGGUUUGUUUGUCGGAGCCAGUUUGCUCAGCUUUGUUGAAUUAAUUUUCUUUUUCACCGUUCGCCUUAUCAACAACGUCUGGAUCGAAAAGCGUAAACAAAACAACAGUGUGCACCGAAUUAGAAACUGAUACGUAAGCAGAUAAACCAAAAGCAAAGUCGUGCCUUUUAGGGU